CAAACGCUCACACGGUCAUAAACGCGAGUUCGUGGGAUACUUCAUUUCACAGCGGGCGGACGCGGGAUGGAUUGUUUUGUGUGAUUUGUUUCGCCUGAAGGAUUUAAGAGAAGCUCUGUAAGGGUUAAAGAGAAACAGAAGGAUACACGUUGACAAAAGACCCCUAUAUGAGGCUUCGAAAGUGAAGAGAGAAAACUAGUAAUAAAAGCCAUAAGAUGGACCUGAAGCUACUUUUCAUAUCAACAUUAUUAGGGAUGAUUUGUUGCGGCCGUGCACAGCAAGAGGGCAACGAGUGCAUCAAAGCCAACGCGUUAUCCUGCGGCGAGUGCAUACAAGUGGGGGCUAAAUGUGGAUGGUGCACUGAUACCGAGUUUCUGAAACAGGGAGAGCCGACGUCGGCGCGCUGCGAUGAACUGGAGUCGCUCAAGAAAAGAGGCUGUUCGAACACCAAGAUCGAAAACCCUCACGGCAGCCAGAAGAUCCUGAAGAACAAAGCAGUGACCCACCGCAAGAAAGGAGCGGAGAAGCUUCGACCCGAGGAUAUCACACAGAUCCAGCCUCAGAAACUCAGCCUCAAACUCAGAUCUGGGGAACCUCAAAAUAUCAAGCUGAAGUUCAAGAGGGCUGAAGACUAUCCCAUAGACCUGUACUACCUGAUGGACUUGUCCUACUCCAUGAAGGACGACCUGGAGAACGUCAAGAAUCUCGGGACUAGUUUGAUGAAGGAAAUGUCCAAGAUCACCUCAGAUUUCAGGAUAGGUUUCGGCUCUUUCGUGGAGAAGACGGUGAUGCCGUACAUCAGCACGACUCCAGCCAAGCUCCUGAACCCCUGCACUGGGGACCAGAACUGCACCAGUCCCUUCAGCUACAAGAACGUGCUGAAACUCACCAGCAACGGCCAGCAGUUCAACAGUCUGGUGGGGAAACAGCAGAUAUCUGGAAACCUCGACUCUCCCGAGGGAGGGUUUGAUGCCAUCAUGCAGGUUGCCGUCUGUGGAAACCACAUUGGCUGGAGAAAUGUCACCCGUUUGUUGGUGUUCUCUACUGACGCAGGUUUUCAUUUUGCCGGAGAUGGCAAACUCGGUGGAAUCGUGCUUCCCAAUGAUGGGAAAUGCCACUUAAAAGACGGCAUGUACACGAUGAGCCAUUAUUAUGAUUACCCCUCCAUCGCCCACCUAGUUCAAAAACUGAGUGAAAAUAACAUCCAGACCAUCUUCGCAGUUACAGAAGAGUUUCAGCCGGUUUACAAAGAACUCAAAAACCUGAUUCCAAAGUCUGCAGUGGGAACGCUUUCAGCAAACUCCAGCAAUGUUAUCAAUCUUAUUAUUGAUGCAUACAAUUCUCUUUCCUCAGAGGUGAUCCUGGAGAACAGCAAGCUUCCCGAGGGAGUGACGAUCAGCUAUCAGUCACACUGUAAGAAUGGACUCGUGAAUGAGGGAGAGAAUGGGCGGAAGUGCUCUAACAUCUCCAUCGGGGACGAGGUGUCGUUCAACAUUAAUAUCACAGCUCAAGGCUGUCCCAAACAAGGCAAACCGGAAACCAUUAAGAUCAAGCCUUUGGGCUUUACUGAGGAGGUCGAGAUCGAACUCAACUUUAUUUGCGAGUGUGAUUGUCACAAGAACGGCAUCAAGAAUAGUGAAAUGUGCCAUAACGGCAAUGGGACGUUUGAGUGCGGAGCCUGCAGGUGUAAUAAGGGCCGUGUGGGGAGGCAGUGUGAAUGCCGGAAAGACGAGGUGUCCACCGAGGACCUGGACAAGAACUGCCGUAGGGACAACAGCACGGACAUCUGCAGCAAUAACGGCGAGUGUGUGUGCGGGACCUGCGAGUGCAAGAAGAGGGAAAAUCCCGAAGAACGUUACAACGGAGAAUUCUGCGAGUGUGACAACUUCAACUGCGACCGCUCCAAUAAUAAACUCUGUGGAGGACACGGGAGCUGUGAGUGUCGGGUGUGCAUCUGUGACACGAACUACACCGGGAGUGCGUGCGACUGCUCUCUGGACACCUCCACCUGCCUAGCCUCCAACAAGCAGGUCUGCAACGGCAGAGGGAUGUGCGAGUGCGGGACCUGCAGGUGCACCGACCCCAAGUUCCAGGGGCCCACCUGCGAGAUCUGCCCCACCUGCCCCGGGGUCUGCACCGAGCACAAGGAGUGUGUGCAGUGCCGGGCGUUCGGCACCGGAGAGAAGAAGGACACGUGUGAGCGAGACUGCGGCUACUUUAACCUGAUCGUGGUGAAGGACCGGGAUAAGCUCCCUCAGCCGGUGCAGGCCUUCCCUCUCAUGCACUGUAAAGAGAGAGACGCCAACGACUGCUGGUUCUACUACACCUACGCCGUCAACAACACCGAGAAGGAGGUGCACGUGGUGGAGGCUUUAGAGUGUCCGGCGGGUCCUGACAUCAUCCCGAUCGUGGCGGGUGUGGUGGCAGGGAUCGUUCUGAUUGGUCUAGCUCUGCUUCUGAUCUGGAAACUGCUCAUGAUCAUUCACGACCGCCGCGAGUUCGCCAAGUUUGAGAAAGAGAAGAUGAACGCCAAGUGGGACACGACAGAGAAUCCAAUUUACAAGAGUCCUAUUAAUAAAUUCAGGAACCCAAACUAUGGACGUAAAGCUGUGGCUCUAUAAGGAGAGAACCCCAUCUACAAGAGCGCUGUCACAACUGUGAUCAACCCCAAAUAUGAAGGAAAAUAAUGACAUUGGUUUCACAUGCAAGAGUGUUUUGGAAGGGAUGAGUGUGCAGAAUUCCUCAGUUUUCCUUUAAAUGGUUUGUUUUUUCUCAUUGUAAUGUCAUUCUUUUAGACCAGUAUUGUAGCUCUGUUUAAGGAAGUAGUAUUUUAUAAAGAACUGGCUGCCUCUCGUCCCUUGCAAACGUGUACAGGUUGUAUAGUCUUUUUAUUUACACCAGUAUUUCUUCUUUUUAGCCCUGCGUACAUUCACACAUCCUCUCUUUUCGAACAGAACAGGUCUUUGUGCCUUUGCAUAAAGUGUUUAAGGGUUUCACUUUAAAUUGUAGUGUAAAGGAACCCUUUUCCCAAAAGAUUGCAAAAUAACAUGCUAUUUUAAAAUAUCAUAUGAUUUUUUUGUUUAUAUUCUAUCUGCAUUCAAACUGCUUCAUCGCUGAUGCUGUCAGUCAUAUGUUUGGCAUAAGAAAACUAUGUGACCAGUGUAUAAGUGAUUUUAUUUUGGGGGUUGAUAAAAGUUUGGUUUAAUAUGCUGAUAAUCUAUGCAUAUUCAUUUACUUUCAGACACAUCAUGCAUUUCAUGCCUUUGUUUUAAGAAAGUGAAAACAGUUAUUUCCCAUGUAUUCUUGCUCAUUAUGGCACGUGUUUUGUGGUCAGCUGCAAAUGUGUAUGUCAUGUGUUAUGAAGGAUUAUAUGUUGAACUAUUAUGUGGCUCUUGACGAG
This is a messenger RNA of Rhinichthys klamathensis goyatoka, 3400 nucleotides long. RefSeq names its product integrin, beta 1a (gene itgb1a). Lineage: Eukaryota; Metazoa; Chordata; Actinopteri; Cypriniformes; Leuciscidae. The coding region runs from base 216 to 2621 and encodes 801 amino acids. Gene Ontology annotation, molecular function: integrin binding; collagen binding involved in cell-matrix adhesion; C-X3-C chemokine binding. The transcript has 17 exons. Gene Ontology annotation, biological process: cell-matrix adhesion; integrin-mediated signaling pathway; cell adhesion mediated by integrin. The record is from RefSeq and is a predicted model, not a curated record. Gene Ontology annotation, cellular component: cell surface; integrin complex; focal adhesion.